AUGGAUGUUGAAGCCAAUCGUUCGGCUGAGAAACUCGUUCUCUUGGUGACACAGAAACGUCGGAAACGUGCGGAUACCGAACAUGCAGCCAACUCUCGUCGAUUGAAACGUCAUUGCUCGAACCAACAUCUAAACAGUGGCAUCGAGGGCCAUGUGCCACUGGUUCAUUCGGAUGAGCGCGUUUAUCAACAGGAUACAAGCCCAUCCGAGUUGAGUCUGUCGCCAGAGAACGGUCAACAACACCCUGGUCAAGAUAAUGUCGCUUCCGGCAGUACAUGUGCACAUGCCGACGAUGGGAGUGUAAAAGUCGGGAACGUCCAGCGUUCGGGGAGUGUUGUUCAGAAGUCUCCAGCGCACUCGGACCAUCUCCCAAUAUCAACGCGGCGAAGUCCAUACUGUGAGCGGUUCCUAGGUUUUGGGCUUGCGACCCGAAGCGACGGGCAACAGGACCAGGGGAAAUUCCCUUCUCCACCCGAAGUAGACUUGGAGGAUCCAUCUGGUGAAGAUCCAGAGGGUUUGGAACUAAGACAAUCCAAGCCAGAGCUUGAAUCAGUACCUGGUCGUCAAGGGAGACCGCUCCUAUCCCCAGAACAGGAGAAAGAAUCGCCUGUACCUGCGCCUGCACGUCCACAAACCCGACUUCAGGAAGAAUCAAGCCUGAACCUUGGUCUCAUACCAGUCACUCCUGGACCAAACUUUUCAACGACAUGCGACUCCUCUAUUUUGCACCAUCAACGUCUCGCCGAUUUAUGCUGCAGUACCGCUCAAGAUCCCCAACAUGACGAUUCUGUUGACGAUGAUGAGGUACCUAUUAUAAAAUUUGGUAAUAUCGAUUUUGAGAAUGAUUCCGAACACCACCAUGAGCCCUGCGAGAACACAGUUCUUGAUCAACCCACGAAGCUUCUUCUUUUCGCGGUGACUCGAGGCCAUUCCGUCGACGACACACCUGAGGAUGUCAACAGCGACGAUGGUGGCACCAACGGGGAGUUGGGAGAGAGGAGUGAACCAGUAAAUGACCUGUAUGAUACCGACACAGAGAGCAUUGAAGGUUCUCAAAACGAUGCCACUAAUUCUCACACUCUUUCUCAACGUCUAGAUUCAAUGACCAUUGGAGAUUCUGGUUCCGAAGGGUACGCGAGCGAUGCUUAUGCAAACCGUGGAUCGCCUUCGCCUUCCCCCGAGCAAAAUGUCUGUUCAUCUCCCAUCGACACCGACGCCUUGUAUCAGGACUCAUCCUCCGAGGCAGCAUCGCUUUAUGAAGACUCCGACUACGAAGCCUAUGACGAUGAUCAGUCCGACGGACAGACAGACGAAGAAGAGGACGAGUAUUUGUCGGAUCUUUGCGAGGCCGAUGAAGAUACCCACGACGUGAACGCUAGCAACGCCCUUACGCCGCCAAUGGCCCCAUCCGGAAGACGUCGAUUGACAAGCGAGGAACGUGAGCUUGUUCGGCAAACGAGAGAAAUUGGAGCUUGUGUUCGUUGUCGAUUUCAGAAAAUCAAAUGCUUUCCUGACCCCAGGAAUCCCGAAGGGAAAUGCAAAACAUGCAAAAGAUUUUCCAAGACCUCUCCGAAGACGAUCCACCGAGUUCCCUGCUUGCGACUCCGAAUCACCGAAAUUGUGCUUUACCGAAGCGGCGGCCUCAACCUCACCCGACGAUGGAAGGGCAUCGAGAUGCGAGACAUUCCAGGUCGCCUCAGCAAGCCUAGAAUCGUGAGGAUUCAAGUGUCCCAAGAUUUUUGCAAGAAGCCAAUGUUCUUGGACGUUGUUCAAUUCACCCCCCAAGACGGCGAUGUCACAGCUCGAUACUGGACCGAUAACCACUCGGGAACGAUGGCAUUCAAGAAGAAGGAGUUGGCAACGUAUUGUCUCAACAGCAUCUACGAGACGGCCGAGAAUGUCAGGCAAUAUACCGUGGAAAAUGCGCUCCCAGCAUUACUACAAACAAUCCAAGAGGAAUUGGCCUCAGGACACGAAGGUCGGCUUGUUGUUUGCAGAACAUAUCAGUUAGCAAUGAUACGUUUUAUGAAACUCACUAAAGAAAUGAGAUUGGGAAACUCGAUGUCUCAAGAGGAUAAGAAAGAGGUGGAGGUAUUUGGAAACCUUUUUAUUAUGUGGUGCGCCAUCCAACACACUGUAGGAUCCCUCUACAUACAAGGCGAUGAAACACUCGGCAUGCAGCCUGAGACCCAAGAUAAAUCUUACCCACUCUACGGCAAGAUAUCGGCUCCGCGCAUGAUAGUCGCUCAGUUUGAUAACCUUGUGUACAACUGGGUCCUCGAAAUAUAUAAGGAAAAGCUGCUCAGGGAUGUUGACUGGCUCUUCAGCCAAGAUAAAAAUCGGUGGUGGUUUACCAUGUACACCGUCGUUUUCAUCUUGUUGCGCGAAUCGAGUCGCAUGACCGCAGAUCGAUAUCGACAUGCCAGGGACAAUUUUGGACCUAAGCCAAGAUACUCGAUACCUGGAUUCGUCGAAAGUCUCCAUGAAAGCUGCAAUAACAUCCUCACCCAUUGGCAUUACUACAACUGCAACAAAUGGCCCAAAAACAAAGAAGAUGACGCUGAGCAUUUCGCAGGCCUUGCGGGGGAUCAAUUGGAUCUCAUCAGACAGACCCGCUGGGACGAAUGUAUCAAGCAGCAUCUCUCUGUAUGGAAACAGUUCAAGGCCAACAACGGCAAAGUGAACAUACCUGACCUUGGAAGAGACCCAGAGGAUGUCAGAUACAUAGGUAAUCAGGACAAGUUUGACUGGGACCAUUCACUCUAUUGGGUGGCGCAGAUGUUUGAGAAGAAUUGGUACCCCCAUCCGACCUACCAGCGGGAGCCUGUGCCCAAUAAUCCUUUUCCGACACCCAUUUCUACGCCUAGUUGA
Molecule: messenger RNA, 2871 nt
Organism: Fusarium venenatum
Lineage: Eukaryota; Fungi; Ascomycota; Sordariomycetes; Hypocreales; Nectriaceae
Source: RefSeq, a predicted model, not a curated record